Zingiber officinale is the source of this 579-nucleotide messenger RNA. Its product is annotated as secreted RxLR effector protein 161-like. The transcript has a single exon. The record is from RefSeq and is a predicted model, not a curated record. NCBI's taxonomy places the organism in Eukaryota, Viridiplantae, Streptophyta, Magnoliopsida, Zingiberales, Zingiberaceae. The coding region runs from base 1 to 579 and encodes 192 amino acids.
AUGGAAGCUCCUACUACUUCACGUUUAAAAAUUGCUAAAAGAAUUCUUCGCUACAUCAAAGGUACAAUUAAUUAUGGUAUCUUGUAUGCUUUCUUGGAUGACUUUAAGCUUAUUGGCUAUUAUGAUUGUGAUUGGGCUGGUGAUAUUGAUAGUCGAAAAAGUACUGCGGGGUUUAUUUUCUAUAUGGAAAAUUCAUCUUUGACUUGGAAUUCUAAGAAGCAACCUAUUGUGACUCUUUCUACUUGUGAGGUCGCGUAUGUAGCUGCUACUUCUUGUAUAUGCCAUGCUGUUUGGCUAAGGAGUUUGUUGAAGGAAUUGAAUUUGUCACAAGAAGAUUUAACGGAGAUUUAUGUUGAUAAUAUAUCUGCAAUUGCAUUAACCAAGAAUCCAGUGUUUCAUGAAAGGAGCAAGCAUAUUGAUAUAAGGUAUCAUUGUAUUCAAGAUUGCAUAUCGAAGGAAGAAGUGAAGCUCAAGUAUGUGAAGUCACAAGAUCAAGUUGCCGAUAUCUUCACAAAACUGUUGAAAUUUGAUGUUUUCAAGAAGUUGCAUUUUUUACUUGGAGUAAUGAAUUUGGUUUAA